UGAAGUAACAACAUUGACAUGAAUACGUUUCGUAGUUUUACCGAAAAUCGAUCAGAAAAGCUGUGAAGACGGUCAGAUCUCUGGCUGCAGUGCGCGCUCCCGACACAGGAGGAACAGAAUAUUUCAGGGGAACAGAAUUUCGCACAACACCUGUUCCGCUGGCCCCGCCCCCUCUUCCCAAACACGUGGAUCUCUUCCGGGUUCUUCAUCCUUUGUUCCCUGUUCGUCAGCAGCCCAGAAGCGGGAGUGUUGAUAAAGCUGUAAGAGAGCUGCAGCAGCAGCAGUUGAUGAACUCUGGAAAGAAGUCCAGCAGCUUGAGGAACAUCUGGUCAAAGAAACUGGAGGGAAGCAGGAGCUCAAACAGCGGCAGGACGCAGCAGAGGAAGAGACACCAGAUGAUGGAUGAUGUUUUCCAGCCCAGAUUAGUGCUGCCAGCAGAUGUUAAAGAAGAGGCUCCUGAAGAACAGAGUCCUGAUGUGGAUCAGCAGGAGCCAGAGCCCCUCCAGAUAAAGGAGGAACAGGAGGAACUCUGGACCAGUCAGGAAGGAGAGCAGCUCACUGUGAAGGAGGAGACUGAUACCAGGUUUCCAUUAACUGCAGCUCCUAUCAAGAUGCUGCCAGCAGAUGUUAAAGAAGAGGCUCCUGAAGAACAGAGUCCUGAUGUGGAUCAGCAGGAGCCAGAGCCCCUCCAGAUAAAGGAGGAACAGGAGGAACUCUGGACCAGUCAGGAAGGAGAGCAGCUCACUGUGAAGGAGGAGACUGAUACCAGGUUUCCAUUAACUGCAGCUCCUAUCAAGAUGCUGCCAGCAGAUGUUAAAGAAGAGGCUCCUGAAGAACAGAGUCCUGAUGUGGAUCAGCAGGAGCCAGAGCCCCUCCAGAUAAAGGAGGAACAGGAGGAACUCUGGACCAGUCAGGAAGGAGAGCAGCUCACUGUGAAGGAGGAGACUGAUACCAGGUUUCCAUUAACUGCAGCUCCUAUCAAGAAUGUUAAAGAAGAGGCUCCUGAAGAACAGAGUUCUGAUAUGGACCAGCAGGAGCUGGAGCUCCUCCACAUAAAGGAGGAACAGGAGGAACUCUGGACCAGUCAGGAAGGAGAGCAGCUCACUGUGAAGGAGGAGACUGAUACCAGGUUUCCAUUAACUGCAGCUCCUAUCAAGAGUGAAGAGGAUGAAGAAAAACCUCUGUUCUCUCAGCUUCAUCAACGCCAAACAGAAGACAGAGAUCUUCCAAGCAGCAGCUCAGCUGACCAGAUAAAAGGAGAAAUUAAAGAAGAGGACUGUGGAACAGCAGAAUCCAGCAGGAACCCAGAUCUAAAUACUCAUGGAAGCACUUCCGACUAUUCAGAGAUUGAAGAUGAGGAUGUGAAGCAUCAUAAAUCUGAGCUUAAAUGCUUAUCAGACUCUGAAACUGAAGACAGUGAGGAUGAUUGGAAGGAGAGCAGGACUCCAGGAUCAGGCAGAAACACUGUCAACAAAUCUUUGAGCUGCUCUGAUUGUGGAGGAAAAUUUGCUAACAGACGCUCUCUUCAGAGUCACAUGACAUGUCAUCCAAGAUUAACGUCUUCAGAUUGUUCCGGUAAUGAGACUUGUUUCAGAGAGAAGAAAACUAUUGAUUCACUGACAAAAGUGCAGACAGGUAGUAAAAAGUUUAAUUGUGGAGACUGUGGUAAAAGUUUUAACUUGAAACGAGAUCUAAACAGACACACAAAAGUACACACUGGGGAGAAACCCUUUGGCUGUGAUGCAUGUGGAAAAAGAUUUGCAUACAAGUCACAUUUAAACACACAUGUAAUCACCCACACAGGAGACAAACCCUUUAGUUGUGAUGCAUGUGGAACAAGAUUUAUCUACCAGUCAAGUUUAGCCAAUCACAUGAGAAUUCACACAGGAGACAGCCCUUUCACUUGUGAUCCGUGUGGAAAAAGAUUUGCCUACAAGUCACAUUUAAACAGACACAUGAGAAUCCACAGAGGAGAUAAACCCUUUGGUUGUGAUACAUGUGGAAAGAGAUUUGUCUACAAGUCAUAUUUAAAGAGACACAUAAGAAUCCACACAGGAGAUAAACCCUUUGGUUGUGAUACAUGUGGAACAAGAUUUGUCUACAAGUCAUAUUUAAACGUACACAUGACAAUCCACACAGGAGACAAACCCUUCAUUUGUGAUACAUGUGGAACAAGAUUUAACUACAAGUCAAGUUUAGUCAAACACAUGAGAGUCCACAGAGGGGUUAAACCCUUUGGCUGUGAUGCAUGUGGAAAAAAAUUUCCCUCCAAGUCACAAUUAAACAUACAUAAGAGAAUCCACACAGGAGUUAAACCCUUUGGUUGUGAUGCAUGUGGAAAAAGAUUUCCCUCCAAAUCACAAUUAAACACACACAUGAGAAUCCACACAGGAGACAAACCCCUAAGUUGUGAUGCAUGUGGAAAAAGAUUUACCUACAAGUCAAGUUUAGAUAAACACAUGAGAAUCCACACAGGAGACAAACCCUUUGGUUGUGACACAUGUGGAAAAAGAUUUGCCUGGAAGUCACACUUAAACAGACACAUAAGGUUACAUACAGGAGAUAAACCUUUCAGUUGUGAUGCAUGUGGAAAAAGAUUUGCCUUGAAGUCACGCUUAGCCUUACAUAUAAGACUGCACACGGGAGACAAACCCUUUGGUUGUGAUGCUUGUGGAAAACGAUUUUCCUUAAAGUCACGUUUAGCCUUACACACGAAAAUCCACACAGGAGACAAACCCUUUGGUUGUGAUGCAUGUGGAGAAAGAUUUGCCAACAAGUCAAAUUUAGACAAACACAUAAGAGUCCACACAGGAGAAAAACCCCUAAGUUGUGAUGCUUGUGGAAAAAGAUUUACCUACAAGUCAAAUUUAGACAAACAUAUGAGAAUCCACAAAGGAGACAAACCCUUUGGUUGUGAUGCAUGUGGAAAAAGAUUUACCCAAAAGUCACGCUUAGCCUUACAUGUGAGAAUUCAUACAGGAGAUAAACCCUUUGGUUGUGAUGCAUGUGAAAAAAAUUUUUCAUACAAGUCAAAUUUAAUCAGACACAGAAGACUCCACACAGGAGACAAACCUUUUGGUUGUGAUGCAUGUGGAAAAAGAUUUACCACGAGGUCUUCUUUAAACAUACACAUGAGAAUCCACACAGGAGACAAACCAUUUGCUUGUGAUGCAUGUGGGAAAAGAUUUGCCUACAAGUCGCAUUUAAACAGACACAUGAGAAUCCACAAAAGUGACAAGCCCUUUGGUUGAGAUGCUUGUGAUAUAAGAUUACACAAAAAGUCAAAGUUAAAACCCACAAAUGAUAAACCACAGAGGAAAUAAAAGCCCCCUUUCUACCGAAGUCCCAGUAUUUGUUUUACCCGGAUAAUAAGAAUCCCAGGGGAUUGUGUAUGUUUUGUUUACACUGCUCAGAAAGACCAUGGAGCAUUUAUUUAAAUCACCCUAAUAACGUAUGGGGAAGUUGUUAAAAAAACUCCACUAUACCUUCAGUCCUGCAUAUGGCAUUGCUCCUUUACUCAGUUUAAAAGACUAUUCGCUAAUAAAUAUUUUUUUUGUUUCAACUGAUAAAUUAUAGAUGAUGAGCAGUUUAUGAGUUAUACAGUUAAUUAAUUACUUCCAUUAUUCUCUAAGUUGCUAUGGAUCCAUAGACAGGAAGAGUUUAUAUAAUUAUUUUACAUACAUUUUUUUAUCAUCCUGCAUCUGCCUAAGUUGUUACUUUACAACUUCUAUAUCUACUAAACACUUAUCAACACACCUAUAUUUCUUUUAUUAUCAUCAGGUAAACUCAUAUUAGAUAACUACAGAACAUGUUUUCAGUAAACAUUUUACUUAAUGAAGUAAAACAAAACUGAUGAAUCAGUCCAAAGGUACAGGAAAUAAAUACCUUGACUGUCUAAUCAUAAGCAAGAAUUUAUAUAAAGUACAGGAUGCAUAAAGUAGAGCAGAGGAUGGCAGGAUCACCGAGCUUCUGCAUCCAAACCUGGAACUGUUGUCUCUCCUCCUGUAGAGCUGUCUGCAUAAAACUAAAAUAAAUAAAUACAAAUAAAAUACAAAUAAAUUAAAAUAGAUUAGAUGAAUUAGAUAGACGUAUAUGAGAGAAAUAAAUAUGAGUUCAUACUCUACAAAGUUAGGUUUACAUGAUAGGACAAUCGUAUGUACAUGGAAAAUAGUGCUCUGAUCAUCAGCGCUGCAAUAAAAUAUUUGUCUUACAGAACUGUGGUGAAAUAGUUUAUAAUUAACGCCAACAAUAACUUGAAAUGUCCAAAUUUUCGGCUGAAAAUAUACCAUUUUUAUUUUCUUGCGGUUAUUCACCACAUACCUACUAAACACUUUAUAUUCAUUUUCAACUGCCACAAACAGAUAACAGAUAGUGGGAAAUCCCAGAGUACCAGGUCAAGAUCAGGCAGCGGUUAGUGGGAAAGUCCCAGUCCAACCGCUCGCUUAGCUUAGCUUACCUCAGCAGCCAGACCACCAUGUAACUCUGAAAUACAAUUUCAAUGUAGGGUCAUUCUUGAUGAACUGACUGCACAGAUUAAGUUUUGAGGUCUUCUUUCUCGCUUAUAAACAUCCUAAAACUACCUUUUGUGACAAAUUAAUGGUGUAAAAACAAAUAAUAUCUAAACUAACAUUCACUGGUGGAGCCAUGCCUCACUGCACGCAACCCUUCAAAUAAUUCAGGGGAAAGCUGAAAAUACCUACUUUAGAAUGGACCCAUUUCCCUGUGAAAGUAAAGCCCUGGUAAAGUGAAAUUACCUGGGUAAAUUUAUAUCAAAACACACCCUGGGCUUUCCAAAGCAAAUGUAAAAGGGGCUAAACACUUUAGUUGUGAUGCCUGUGGUAAACAUUUAGCCUUUAAACCCUUAAGCCCUGCCUAUUUUUCUUCGGCCGUAAAACUGGUUAAAACACGGUUAAGUUUUUUUUUUCUAAAUAUCUCGGAAGAUGAGGCUUCAAUGUUGAUAAAUCAAGUUAUCGAAUUUGUUUUACACAAAUUCUUUCGGUUUUACAGCACAUUAAAAACACAGGAAGUUGUUUUAAGGUCCUACCGGAAGUAGUGUUUCUUUUGGGAAAAUACUUCCAUACACAGACAUAGUAUGGUCCGCCCCCACUUGACCAGUAUGUACGGAAACUAGAGACCCUCACCUUUCGAACGAGGUAUGUCACGUGUUUGCUCGAUAACAAAACUAUACAAUUCAACUUGUUUUUUAUUCAUUAUAUUGAUAUUAUGCUGUGCACAAUGAUACAUUUUGAUGAUACACAGGGUAAAUGUCAUGCCCAAAGGCUAUGUCGUAUGCAGAAUGACUCCUACAAUGGUAAUCAGUACUUUUAUUUGACCAGAUUCCCUUUUAUGAGGUGAAAAACACAUUCGGCACCGUUUUGGCACAUUUGGCUAAAUUUUGCCGAAAUCCCAGCUCCGCCUGCCACAUUGCCCACUAAAACCUUUGUGGAACAGAAAUGCUUCAACUGAUUCAGUCCAAAUUUGCUGCAGUUAUAGCCAAGAUGUUGAUGAAUACAACCCGGGGGUUCUCCUGGAUUUCCAAAGAAUUUUCAUGGUGUUUUGCAAUGUUUAUUUAGAAUAAAAUUAAGGCGAGGGCCAAAAAGUAGAAAAUCUUCUGUGUUUAAUCAUGAAUAAAUCAGACAUAGUAAUGUUUGCAACAGUGGUUCCACUAAAAUAUAUUCAGUUAUGUCUUACCUUUACACAGGUACCAAAAGUUUGCAUGUAGUCCUUGUAGUUGUGGAGCUAUACUUGAUUUAUUUAAGGUAUGUAAUUUCAGGUGGAAAUUGCUCUAAAACUCCUUAGGGCUUAACAGGUUAAGUCAUCUUUAAACAUACACACAAGAAUAGACAGUGGAGAGAAACAUUUUGGAUGUAAUGAAUGUUAAAAAAAGUACCAUACUUACUUUCUUACCUUUCUGACUCUUUUGUAGCCAUUUCUGCACCACAUGUGGUCCCAACAUGGACCUCCAGCAUCUCACUUUUACUUACAUGCUUUAUUUAUGACAAGCUCUGUCAUGAAGUCAUACCUUUUAGCAAUAAUAGCUAAGGGCUUUAUGUUGAUUAGCAGCUGAAAAAAGUACUGUACAGUAUUGCAUUUACUUUUUAACUUGUCCUAUUUUUACUUUAAUCAUGGUUGUUUUUAACAUUCAUGUUGACACUGAAAGUGAUAGCCUAAAUAUAGCCUUUAAUGCUUUCUUAGACAUAAUUGGCUUUGCUAAAAAUAUUCCCAAACCUACCCACUUUUGACUUCAUUCUCUGGACCUUGUGCUGACAAAUGGCAUUGAUUGUAAAGGAAUACUAGCAUUUCCUGAUAACACUUUCCUGUCUGACUAUUUUUAAUAACCUUUGAUUUAAGAGUACUCCACGCCUGAAAGAAAAUGUCAUUAUAGUAGAUCAUUAUCAGACAAUGCUGUAACAACCUUUAAAGAAUCUGUUCCACUUUUAAUUGUCUUAUUAUCACAGAAAAACAGCUUAGGGCACAAAUUUAGUUUUGUCCCUUUUACAAAUGGAUUCUCUUGUUCAUAGUGUUACUUCCUCAUUGUGUGGUGCAUUAGACAAUGUAGCCCCCUUGAAUAAGAAUUUAAUUAUUCAUAGGAGGCUGACUCCCUGGUUUAAGUCAGAGCUGUGUAUGUAACAGUUAAAAUGGUUGAGGUUAAAUUCUGCUAAUAUGCACCAUCUGCUGGUUAAAGGUUAUACUGCAUUCACUCAUAGAGAGCAAGGUAUUGUGGGUAAUCCUCAAAGCCAUGAGGAUUUCUGGCAAGGAAACAUGUCUCUUCUAUGUCCAAUAAAGAAAUAUUAUUAUUAAUAUACCUAUAAAAAAAGAGCGCUUGUUUAUUGGCCAGAGACUGACUUUACCUUGAUGCUCAUAGUGUGAAAUACAGAUGAGUAUUAAAGACGACUGAUGCCACA
Messenger RNA from Girardinichthys multiradiatus, 6905 nucleotides. Its product is annotated as gastrula zinc finger protein XlCGF57.1-like. The transcript has 5 exons. Bases 288 to 3251 code for a protein of 987 amino acids. The record is from RefSeq and is a predicted model, not a curated record. Gene Ontology annotation, biological process: regulation of transcription by RNA polymerase II. Gene Ontology annotation, molecular function: RNA polymerase II cis-regulatory region sequence-specific DNA binding; DNA-binding transcription factor activity, RNA polymerase II-specific. Lineage: Eukaryota; Metazoa; Chordata; Actinopteri; Cyprinodontiformes; Goodeidae. Gene Ontology annotation, cellular component: nucleus.